AUGGGAAAGAAGAUUAUCAUCGACACCGAUCCGGGCAUCGACGAUGUCCUCGCCCUUUUGCUGGCUCUGUCCGCCACCCCGGAGGAGGUAGAGGUUCUCCUCAUUUCAUUGACAUUUGGUAAUAUCGAAAUAGAGAGCUGUCUUCGCAAUGCAGUAUCGAUGUUCCACAUACUCGAGCGGGAGAUGCAAUGGCGCCGCGAGAACGGCCGACCUGCAGGCUUCGAUAGCUUGAGAGCUUUCCGUCCUAUAUUGGCUGUCGGAGCAGAGAAACCUCUCGAAAACCAGAAACUGCUUGCGGACUACUUUCAUGGAACGGACGGACUUGGUGAUAUUCACACAACGCACCCGCAUCUCACCGCUAAUAAGGCAUGGGAACACCUCUUCGCUAAAACUAUGGAGAACGGUGGAAUUGAGCCUGCCGAGAACUGCACAGGCCCCGACGACCACGCAUUCACCCCAUCCAAGCUUCCAGCACACAAGGAGAUUCUCCGCGCACUCCGUGAUAACGAGCCAGAUUCAGUGACCCUGGUAGCAGUGGGCCCGCUCACAAAUCUGGCUUUGGCUGCAGCAGAAGACCCAGAGACAUUCCUCCGCGUGAAAGAGGUAGUCGUCAUGGGCGGCGCUAUCAACGUGCCAGGAAAUGUGACACCAACGGGCGAGUUCAAUGCCUACGCAGACGCAGUGGCAGCCGCGCGUAUUUUCGCACUCACUUCGCCCAACCCUCAAACGACAAUCCCACCCACAAAGAGUGACAGACUCCCACCAUACCCCCAAACCCUCAGCCGGCAACUGACCCUGCGUCUUUUCCCGCUCGACAUCACCCUCCGCCACAAUCUAUCACGCGGCCAGUUCCGGGAGGCUAUCACGCCUCUUUUGGCUGCCGGAUCCCCGCUCGCCGAGUGGGUGGAUGCCUUCAUGGGACACACCUUCAGGACCUUGGAGCGUCUGCACCCUGGACACGUUGGUGACGAUGCCCUGCUGAGUCUGCACGACCCGGUGUGUGUCUGGUAUGCUUUGACGUCCGAUGACCCCAAGUGGGUUUACUCGAAGAACUCGCCUGAGGAUAUCCGGAUCGACAGCUUGGGCCAAUGGACUCGCGGUAUGUGCGUUGUCGACCGUCGCAACCGCUACCGCAUCGACGGUGAGGAGGAGAGCUUGAGUGACCAUGGUCUCUGGCUGAGUGGUCGUGCUGGAAAUCGCAUCUGGCGGAUGGAUGGAUCACCUGUGGCGGAUAACUUUGGUCAGGUUAUGAUUGAUAGGGUCUUCAAGUAA
Messenger RNA from Penicillium robsamsonii, 1272 nucleotides. Its product is annotated as putative nucleoside hydrolase. NCBI's taxonomy places the organism in Eukaryota, Fungi, Ascomycota, Eurotiomycetes, Eurotiales, Aspergillaceae. The coding region runs from base 1 to 1272 and encodes 423 amino acids. The record is from RefSeq and is a predicted model, not a curated record. The transcript is spliced from 6 exons. Gene Ontology annotation, cellular component: cytosol. Gene Ontology annotation, molecular function: purine nucleosidase activity. Gene Ontology annotation, biological process: purine nucleoside catabolic process.